UUUUGGUUCUCUUCUUAGUCUUUCGAAUGAUCCGCCUCCAUCUCUAAAAACUAGUGGAGGAAGUAACAAUCAGAAAAUUAACAACAACAACAAUACUGCCAAGAAUAUUUCAUCAAAUAAUUGCUUUUUGCAUGCAAAUCGUCUUAAAAAUCCAACAAUUCCUCCACCUUUGAUGUGUGAAAAUGUUGGGACUUUUGGAUUUUUUCAUAGUCGAAGGAAUGAAAAUGCUGGUGGAUCUUCUUCUGGAGAACGUUUAUCUGCUAAAGGAGGCAAUAAAUUUCAACAGCGUGAUACUCAGGACAGUUUUGAUGAUGACGACGAAUUGGUUUUGUUAGACAAAAGAUUUAACAAUAUGGAAAAUAACAAUGUUUUUGGAAGCAACAAAAAUGGUUGA
Molecule: messenger RNA, 394 nt
Organism: Meloidogyne enterolobii
Lineage: Eukaryota; Metazoa; Nematoda; Chromadorea; Rhabditida; Meloidogynidae
Source: the annotation of a GenBank genome assembly